AUGGCGCACGUGGACCGCGCGCAGUUGAACGACAUGAACCUGCAGGUGCUUAAGCGCCAGGACGCAGAUGUGACAGAGAUUGUGGAUACUGCAAGCCACGUCGUCAUGUACGAGUUUGACCAGGACGCACAGAGUUGGAAGCGGAAAGACGUUGAAGGUUGUUUGUUUGUUGUCAAAAGAUCUUCGUCACCGCGUUUUCAGAUCUUCGUGAACAACCGACUGAGCACAACAAACAUGACGCUAGAGCUGGACGGACGCCUCCAAGUAGACAAUGUCGAUAGUUUCCUUAUCCUCCGCAGCCCUGACUUGACGUACUCGUCGGGUUUUGCAAUCUACGGUGUUUGGUUCUUUCCUGAAGAGGAUCGUGCCAAGAUUCUACAGCUGUUACAAUCUCUUAUUCAGACGCUGAAAGCUCCACAGAGCGCUGCCAUUAUGAAUAGUACGCAACAACAGCCCGUGAAGACUCAGUUGCCGCCUCAGAUGCAGGCAAAGGCGAAACAGCUGCAGACGACACAGCCCACGCAGCAGCGGAACCAGCAGCAGGAGCGUCCUCCGUCGCAAUCGCGUACUCGGGGACGUUCACGCAAUAAACUGGACGAUGUAAAGCGUCGCAUCUCCAGUGUAAACACCCCCACCGCGAUCUUGCAGCGAUCUUCGAAGGGCACGCGAAGCAACAGCAGCAGUAGUGGCAGUAGCACAAACGGCAUGGCUAAGCAGGAAAAUACCCCAGUGGUUGCCAACUCGAGUGGCAUGGUUCCUAUUUCGAAGGUGGAAGGUAUUGCUGCGGGUGAGGCCAUUAUGGGUAUGAUCUCGCAGAAUUGGCCGCAACAGCAGCACAAGCAGCAGUCGACGGUGUCUAAUGUGAACAAGGAGCAGCUGAAACAAACGCUGAUCGAUUUGCUGAAUGACGCGCAGUUCUUUGACCAGAUCUACCACGCAUACGUGGACCGUACGAGUGAUGACGGUGACAAUCCGUUCACACGCUUUGCGUUUGCUUCGGUCCGAAACGAUAGCAGCACCAACGAUGGGAUCACGGCAGAGAUAACUGUUCAUCAGCCUGGAACCUCCAGCGCUAAACGCGCUAGAACCGAAGCGAAGAAGCACGAAAAGGCUUCUUCCAGCCGUCAGGAAAAGAUUAUUAAGACUGAGCGUAAGAAAUGCAGCGACGCAUCUCACCAGCUGCAACUGCAGUUACUAUUGGAGCUCUAUGAAGCAAGGAAAGACAUCGUGGACACACCCAUCGACAAGUUCGGAACGAAAAUGUGCGUAGCUCCUGGUGUGUCGAGCGCUAACGCCAAGCGCUUCCAGCUAUUGGUGGCGGCGUUGCUCAGCUCGCAGACUCAGGAUCCAAUCACGUACGCGGCGAUGCAGCGUCUGCAUCAACUCGGAGGGAGCGGCGAAGGGCUCACCAUUGCAACUGUGCAGGCCACAAGCGAAACAAAGUUGAGUGAAGUGCUCAAGCCGGUAGGUUUCUACCAUCGCAAGGCGCACCAACUCAAGCAAGUGGCUGCCAUCUUAAGCACGCGAUUCCACGGAGACAUUCCUCGUUCGUUGGAUGAGCUACUGGAGCUGCCAGGCAUUGGACCAAAGAUCGGCCGUGUCAUCACUUUGCUUGCAUGGGGACAAGUAGAUGGCAUUGUGGUGGAUACACACGUACAUCGCGUUGCUCAACGACUCGGCUGGGCAUCCACAUCCAGCCCUCAAGACACGAGGCGAGAUCUGGAAGAAUGGGUUCCUCGCGAAUACUGGGGUAGUCUUUCAUUCGCAGUCGUGGGCUUCGGCCAGACCGUAUGCACAGCAAAAUACCCUUUGUGUUCGACAUGUCCAUUAGCUGCAAAGUGCCCCAGUGCCUUCAAGGUCGACACAACAAACACCAAGAACAAGAACCAGAGCAAGAAGCGCUGCACUUAUGUGGCCAACACUUGA
Peronospora farinosa is the source of this 1926-nucleotide messenger RNA. The record is from the annotation of a GenBank genome assembly. Lineage: Eukaryota; Oomycota; Peronosporomycetes; Peronosporales; Peronosporaceae.